AUGAUUCUUUUAGCUGGCUUCUUAAUCGACUUAUGUACAUUUUCUCACUACAUAAUAGAAGUAAAGGAUCACGACUUACUCGAGCUUACUUGUUAUUAUGUACGACUGCACAGGCCUAUGCGCUAUCUAUGGUCUUUGAAUAAUGAGAACAUGAAAGGCAGCGUCUUGGGUACCACACUCAAAUAUUGCUACAUUUUUAUGGUGCUGAGAGUCACAUGGGCGUUAAUUUGGCUUCGAUUAGGCGUGUUCUCUUCGGUGAUAAACCCUGAACACGAACUAAGCAGUCGGCUGAUGAAGAAUGAUAUUUCUCUUGGACAAAAUGAAGCUACCGAUCCCGGUGACUUCCUGCUUGUAUACUAUAUUUUGAAUAAACUGUUCAUACCUAUUGGACCUUCUUUAAUGCCAAGAAAUGAUAUGGAGCGAAUAGCCUGUCUUCUGGUGAUGUUGUCUGGCUCUUUAGUGGUGACAGGAGUUGCUGUGGCAUCCCUGUCGCUUGUUAUUAGUCUCUACAUGGCGCCUGAAGAGACCUUUCGUUCCAGGUUUAAACUCAUUAUGAAAGAAAUGAAAGGGUCGCACAUGCCUCAAAGUCUACGUCAAAAGGUAAAGACGUUUUACAAGAUGUACUGGCACAAGCAGAAGGCUGUGUCGGCCACUCAACUCUUGCCUAUCUUCCCGCCAACACUCUGCGCCACUGUUUACACCGAUAUCUACUUUAGAGCAACACAAAAGAGUCGUAUUUUGCGUGACCUUUCCUACCAGUUCCUUUCAGAGCUCGCGAAGAAAAUGCGUACAAUACACUAUAUCCCAAGAGACGCUAUCAUUAAACGGAACACCAUCAGAUCGUCUAUCAUAUAUAUCACCUAUGGAGAUGUUGAGGUAACAAUUUCGCUAACAGCCGAAGAUGAUUCAACAGCGAUUCUUCGGAUGGCUCGUGGUACCAUUUUGUCCCCCCUCGCAGGCUGUCCCGCCGCAUGCACUCGUGCGCAUGUAGAAAUAAGGGCCGCUACAUUCUGUAUCGCGCAUGUGUUGCAUGCUUCGGAUUUGUGGAAGACAGCAUUGAGAUAUGGACAGAAGGAACUUAUUUUGGCUUCUUUUUAUGAGCACUUGGAAAGAGUGAGGCGACACUACUGUUGGAAAAUCCCCGAAAAUGCUGCAUAUAAGAGUAGCAUCUUACAUUUCAAACGCAAAUUAAUGAAUUUGAAGGAAUCGAAUAUCGGGGAGACACCUCCACUAGCGAAGACAGAUGUGAUGAUGGAGAUAGCUGGUUCUUAUAUUAUGAGAAAUAGAGCAGAUGCAUCCCUGACGGAGGAAUCCGACGCCAUUUGCCUACGUAUGACGUUUCCGUGUAUUUUACAGCCAUCGUCGUCACUACAAGUCGUAUGGCAUUCAUUUGUGACAUGCAUAAUACUGGCUGUUUGCCUAACUCAUCCAUACUACCUGGUGUAUAAGAAAGAGGUACCGAUUCAGUUCAGGUUCUAUGACUACAUCGUGAGUAUUAUCUACACACUCGACUUAAUCAUACACCUUUCCACGGCAGAGAAUGUCGAAGAUGGUGUACCUAUAACCCUUGCCCAAACAGCGUCCCAACAAGCACGAAGCAAGUGGUUUAUGCUUGAUGUUAUAGCCACGUUGCCAAUAUUCGAAUUUACUACUAUAGAGCAUUUUGCUGGAAUUAAUAAAAUACUCAGAUUACAUAAGGUAUUUCGAAUGCUUAAAGCUAUUGAAGAUGAGUGCGUAUAUCACAGUAAUACCCUGAGAUUCCUCUCUUACUCACUCCUUCUCCUAAUCGCCUGUUAUCUGCUCGCCGCAUUACAACAAGGAUUUAUGUGUUAUGGCUUUGGUUACUGCUUGGUGACGAAUAUAACUCAUUCCCCAUACUGGACCCCUAAACCUCUAGAUGACACAGUAGAAAGCCGGCUCACUUUCAGCCUCUAUUGGUCAAUAUCUAUGAUUACUUUUACUUCUCACAAACAAGACUUCGGCGCAGCUAACGCUCUAAGUGUGGUGUAUAUAAUGUUAGUCCUGGAACUAUGCAUCGUCUUACACAUAUUUAUGGAAGCAGUCUAUUCGGCUACGAUCAUGGUUACCACAGCUAUGAGGGAAAAUUACGACGCUUGUAUCGAGAGCGUCACCAACUUCCUAAACAAAAAUGAAGUGGAACCGAUACUAACGAAAAGAUUCAAGUCUUAUCUUGAGCUUUGCUGGUACACUGAUAAGGCGUAUUCGAUGACUAAUAAAAAGAAGUCAAUAUUUCACGACUUGCCGCCACACGUACACCAAGACAUUGUGACGAGGCAGAGAAGCAAAUAUAUGCUGUGCAUACCAUUUAUGAAGCUACUCCACAAAGAGGAAUUAAAAACUAUAGCAUCGAACGCAACAUUAUUUUGCACUUGUCCAAAUGAGAUACUACUGAACACAGGAGACAUUUCUAAUGAGAUGUAUGUCGUUAAACAAGGGAUAUGUGAAGUGUUGUGUCCAAUAACAAAAACAGUGGUUCGUGAAUUGACUACGAGACAUCAUUUUGGUGUGGUUGUUUGUUUACUGAGACUCCCUUCAUUUUACACUAUCAGAGCAGUAACGCACGUCCAAGUGUUCUCUAUAUCCAGAAAGUUUCUGAAAAACAUAGACGAAAUACCACAGAUUAAAGAUGCUAUUGAAUUUGCCAAAGAACAACCGGAGUUCGAGUUCCUUCAGAUGCCGUAUCCAUCAUUUGUGUCAUAUAUUUCUCCAAAACCCAUACCUAAUGUCGAAAGAUUCCCAUUACCUAGAAAACAUGAGAAGGACUCUGCGUUUUUACACCCAUUUAAUAGACUUGGUUUCUUGUCUAUAUUAAGGUACAUAUUUCCACGUUACACAAUUCGUCCCGACGGCCCGUAUAUGGCGCGCUACGAGUGGUUCCGAGCUGCCUGUGCGUUGAUUAGUGCUAUGGUCUUUCCUUCCUGGACAUACUUAUAUUUUCAGUUCCACAACCUUAACUAUCUCAGAAUUUUCUUAGAUUUUUCUGCUUAUUUGGACAUUUUACAAAGAGUUCUGGUUGGAUACUACAAUGAUAAGGGCCUACUAGUAUAUCACCCCGCAAGCACAGCAGCUCACUAUUUGAAAGGCACCUUUCUCAUUGAUCUCCUGGCAUGCCUGCCCUUAGAAUACCUGGAAGUUGUGAUUAAGGAGACCUAUGAAGGGAGGUACUUCAUACGUCCUACCAUACAAUACUUAUAUUUGAACCGGCUUAUACAGCUUUAUCGCACACCGAGCGCUCUCCUAACACUGAAGGGAUGCGUGCGGAAGGAUAUAAUUAUUGUACUGAAGGCAAUUCCCCUAUUCUUAGCUCUACUAAAUGUGCUGACGUGUUUAAUUAUUUUUAAUUCUGUGAAACUUGCAUUUGAUCAUGAGGAAUACCAACUUGUACCAUUUGACGAUGAAGGUGGAUCCUGGAUAAAUUUAUACGGGAAUGUUUUUCGAUUCAACAUCACUGAAAAUUCCUGGAACUUACAUCUGGCGACGUAUUUCUGGGUGGUUUAUGAGACAACCAGUACGGGGUAUAACACAUUCAGCCCUAGUAAUUUUAUAGUCAUGAGGAUUUUGAUUGCUGGAAUGAUUAUUGGUGCAAUGAUAACUACUUACUUCUCCGUUCGCGUCAUCAGCACUCGUGCUAAUGUCAAUAAGGCACUGGCUUCCUUCCAACAGCAUAUGCAGGAUAUUGAGAGGUUCAUGAAUAAGGAAAAUUUGGAUUCUGCGCUGAAAAGGCGAGUCUUAGAGUACUAUAAACUAAACUGGGACAACAUGGGUGGCAUGGACUAUCGAAAAGUAUUAAAACUAUGUGACCACAUCACACUACGUACUGAUGCCAUUGUCUUCAUCUAUGGACCUACAUUUUCAAAGUGUCCAAUUGUAAAUAAAACCGACAUAGCGUUAUUAAGGAUUAUAGGACGGGCUGUACAUACCCUCCACUUUCUAAAGGACACGUGCAUCAUAUCGCAGGAUGACGUCACAUCCGAUUUAUUUAUUGUUGAUCAAGGAGUCGUGGAACUGAGAUAUUAUGACAGUGAUGGCAUCAUUGAAAGAGUUAAGUUAGGGAAAGGAAGUCUAUUUGGUAACUUACGAUGUCUUCAGACCAUGCGUAGUACGGUAGAAGUAUUAUCUGUGACCCAAGUCCAUCUAUUGUAUAUGAACACCGUUAAGUUUUACAAAAUCAUCGCUGAAUUUCCCAAUAUUCUUGAUUUGUUGGAAGAAUACCUAGAUCGUAAUGAGAACUAUGUAAUGGGAACUGAGGAAGUUUUAGAAUUGAAUACAAAGGAAGUGAACACUUCUUCAAUUUGGUCAAUUUUCCAAAAGUUACUCUCUGUUACCCAACAUCAAAUGUCAAUAAUACAAAUUUACUUGAUUUUCAUUUCUCUUGGAUGUAUCUACGCUGAUGUGUAUAAUGCUGGUUUUCAAGAUAAUCGUACAAGUUUAGUAGUCGCAUUGUAUUUAAUGGAUUUAGGAUUUUUAUGGAAAUUUUUAAUUUAUAUUCUCAUGCCGUAUUCCGGGAGCGAGAUGGUGGCCUCAAUUUGGAAGGAAAGACGCAAGUGGUUGCUGUUUUCAAGCUUUCGUCUAAAUCGACUGUUUCGAAUCGUAACCGUAUACAAAUGCCUUCAAAACCGUCAUGAGAGUAUUUCAGUAAACCUAAUAUUCACGACGACUGUAUCCGUGUUUAUUUGGAUGACGUUAUUCAUCCAUUUAUCCACUUGUAUGUGGUAUUUUAUUGGCGUUAUGGAAGAGAAGAUUUCACCUAAGUCCUCUUGGUUUUAUGAUGUUAACGGUCGUCCUCUUUGUCAGAGUAAAUAUAUUUGUUCUUUGUACUUUGUCUUAACCACAUUUACACAAAAUGGAGUAGGUGAUAUUUUGCCAAAGACACAAUCUGAGGUUAUAUUUGUGUCAAUACUUCAGCUAGCAUCUACAAUGGUAUAUAUGAUAUACGUCGGUGAAUUCUCAAAUAUUAUACAGUAUUAUUCCUUUCGUUCAUUUGGAUAUUAUUGCAGGAUUAUCGAACUGCAGGAAUUCCUUAAAAAUAACCGUGUCUCCCAAAAUUUAGUAAAUCUGGUUAAUAAAUACUCGCUGCAUCUUUGGUCGGAAUCUCGCGGUGUUCAGUUACCCGAAUUUUUAAUUAAUGCGCCCAACUGUCUCAAACUUGAGGUCAUGUCUGCCGCCUACUUGUACCAUUUACAUGCUCAUCCUAUAUUUAGGAACUGCGAGCCAGUGUUCUUACGACAAUUGGUUGGUUGCUUUAAGCUCUUUACUUAUAGCAAAGGGCUAUAUGUUGUAAAAGAGAAUGAGAGAACAGACAGCCUUUACUUCGUUCAUUCAGGACGCGUUCUAGAAACAACUGAACAGAAUUGCAACACUCGACUAUAUUUUGCUGGAGAGGGCUUUGGAACGCUUCAUGGCCUCGUUCACAAUCUACCCUAUACGCACUCUUAUGUAACAGUAAUGAAUUCUCAAGUACUAUCAUUGUGCCUAAACGACUGGGAACAUUUAUUACAGCAUUUUCCUGACAGUAAAGAAGUUAUUGAAAAAUCAUUGACGAGAGAUGACAAUUCACCUGACGAUAAAAUAGAUAAAGGAAAAAAGGAACGAAGGGUUACGAUCUUUCACGAUUUUCAGCACUCAUCUAAAGCAAAGUUAAGUUCAGGGAAAUUUAAACCCCUUUCCAAUAAAAGAAGCAAAGAGGCAACAGAAUCGCAACGUCAAUCAAGCGACGAUACAAACAGCUGGCCUCUAUAUAGUCGGCAAUCCGAGCAAUAUGAGCCGUCUAAAGAGGUUCCUUUUGCUAUAAAAUCUUCUGAUAAUGUCUCUACAGUUGAUCGAAGAAAAAUAGACUCGGCGAUUAAACUAACUGACCAAGAUGUAUUAAAUGAAGAAGAAAAAGCUACAGAAGCGCUUUUAGCUCGGAUGGAAGCAGAUCAUGAUUCUACUCAAGAAAAUAUAGAUUCCCUACCUUCAGUAGGAGACAAAACUUUAAACCAAGAGGCUUCGAAUGGUAAUUUGGAUGUUAAGCAAAUGAAAAGCGUUGACGAAUAUAUUUUGGGACGCUAUGGUGAAUCAGUAACAGACACAAGUGACAAUUUAGAGGAAGCAGCCGAUGAUACUUUUGAUGAUCCGACGUCUACAUCACGUCUUAAGCAAAGUAUACAUGUAAGGUAUGAUGAGAUGAGUGAAAGUAAAAGUUCAAUGAUAGAGUUGCAUGAAUUAAAGCCAAUACGAGAUUUGACAACAGAUAAAAGGAAUUUCAAGUCCCUUGAUAGUGAUAUAGAUCCAAACAUGACUAAUGAAGAUGAUAAUAAGAGUGAAAUAACUCGAUUAUCGGCGGAGAGCGACAGCGAUUCAUCUAUCAGUAAGAAAAAAACAGGCUCCCAAUAAGUAUUUAAAAAUAUUUCUUUAUUAUCUGACUUUAGCAGUUAAUACUCAUGACAUUGCAUUACAUAUAUUAUAGUUUCAGUUUAAUAAUAAAUAUUUUUCAUAAUCAUGAUGCCAACACACUUGUUGAAAACCCAUAAGAGGAAAUCAUAAAACUAAGCCGGAACUUUUUAACCUAAUUAAUAAAUAAUAUAUUUUUGUGUUACCGAUUCAAGCACUA
Messenger RNA from Pieris rapae (cabbage white), 6613 nucleotides. RefSeq lists its product as uncharacterized. Lineage: Eukaryota; Metazoa; Arthropoda; Insecta; Lepidoptera; Pieridae. Gene Ontology annotation, molecular function: protein-containing complex binding. The coding region runs from base 1 to 6396 and encodes 2131 amino acids. The record is from RefSeq and is a predicted model, not a curated record. The transcript has 39 exons.